AGAGAGAGGGAGGGAGGGAGGGAAGGGUUUCCGAAACUUCUGAUAAAUCUCCUCUCCGCUGCGGAUUCUCCGUCAACCGUAACAAAGUACAAAAUAUACAGACCAAAGCUCGUCGGAACUCACUGUGUUCGCUUUUUUGUGAGUGUUUUUUUUUAAUUUCAUACUAUCAUAUAUAAUUUAUAGGAGAAAGUGAAAGGAAAAGUGAGUGAUUGAAGAGAGAUAAGGCAAAGCCUGGCUUUGCAAGAUUAGAUCUGUUCCGGGGAAGGAUGAGCACAAGCAGGGGGAGCGGCGGCGGGAAUGGGGGGGGGGGGCGGUACAGCCCAUUCCUGCGGGGUCGUGGAAGGUGGUGCAGAGCUUGAAGGAGAUAGUUAACUGUUCCGAGGCAGAGAUCUAUGCUACUCUUAAAGAGUGUAAUAUGGACCCUAACGAGGCCGUGAAUCGUCUACUCUCUCAAGAUCCUUUCCGUGAGGUGAAGAGCAAACGAGAAAAGAAAAAGGAGGGUAAAGAUAACUCUGACUCUAGGUCUCGCGGUGCUAAUAAUAGUUCUAAUCGAGGUGGCAAGAGCGGUGCAGAUCGACGUCCUAGCCGUUCUACUUUUUCACCAUAUAGCUCUUCUGAGUCUCCAUUGCAUGGGAAGUCAGCGUAUAAGAAGGAAAAUGGAUCAACUCAUGCAAGUUCUUUAUCGUCAGCACCUGGUAUGACAGGAAAUAAUAGAAGCCGAGGGCCUCCAGGCCUCAGCGAUGGUGCCUCAGCUGAAAGUAAAGGAUUUUUGUUGGAGACGUCUGAUGGUAUGCCAUCUGUUGUACAGCCAGCAUCUGGUCAUCAGUCUGCCUGGGGCGCUCUCCCUGGUCAGGUAUCCAUGGCUGACAUUGUGAGGAUGGGCAGACCACAUAACAAAGCAUCGAGUUCCCAAAAUGCUUCCCGUCACAAUGUCCAGGAUCCUCCCAAGGUUCAUCAGUCAGAAAUGUCUUCAAUUCAGCAUGUUCCCGCCAAUGAUGACUGGCCUUCCAUAGAGAAGCCACUUGCUAGGAAUGUUAUUUCCGUCUCAGAGUAUACUAUUGAUUCUGAGACGCACCCAGAUGCAUCGGAUGUAUCUUUUGACAGUACCAAUCGCCACUCUGAGGCAGAAGAGGUUCAAGAAAAAGAAGAUGAUAACAUCGCAAGUACAGAAUUAAAUGAUGUGGGAUCUGUUUCUAUAUCCAGUAGGAAUAUUCCAGAGGAUGAUUCAAGAGGUGCAUCUUUAUUUGAGAAUGAUUUGUAUAAAGACAUGGGCCCUUAUCAGUCUGAAGCUCAUGAUUUCGAGCGUCAGGAAGAUGAAGAAGUUAGUGCUCCAGUGUCAUCACUUACCAGAAACUUGCAACAACUAAGUGUACAAGAGGAUCAUAGAGGUUUCCCAUUGGAGGGGAAUGCACCUUCUGUGGUAAUUCCAGAUCAUUUGCAAGUCCAAACAGCAGACUGCUCUCACUUGAGCUUUGGGAGUUUUGGAUCUGGCAUGAGUGCUGCAUAUUCUGCUGGGACUGUGACAUCUGUUCCUUUGAAACCUAACUUGGAAGAGGCACAUAGCAAUGCUGAUAUUUCAUCAGUUGGGCGUCCUGACACUAGACAUUCUGAAUAUUAUGUCGAUGAUCCUCUUAAAAAUGCACCUGACAGUAGUUUGUUCCGUGGAACUGGUGGUGGAAGUGCGGGGAAUUAUGAUGCAUCUUCUGCCACACAGCCAGAAGAGUUGAAACCUGAGAGUGCUGAAGUGGCUCAUGAAAAUCAAUAUCCUUUUCCUUCUUCAAAUCCUGGUUAUACCUUUGAUGAUGCCCAACAUUUAAAUGCCGCGUUCAAUCAGACAAGUUCGCAGAUGCAAAAUCUUGCUCCAUUUUCGAACGCUAUGCAGCAUUCAUAUACAAAUUCGCUACCGAGUGCUCUGCUGACCUCAAAUGUUCACCCAACUAGAGAAUCUGAGCUUCAGUAUUCACCAUUUCCUGCGACGCAAUCGAUGUCUACCAAAUAUGCAAACUCUGUCUCCUCCAUCGGCGUUUCAGCAAAUUCUAUGUCAGAGGCCUUGAAGACUGCGGGUUUCUCAUCCACGCAGCCUGCUCCACAGACCCUUUCUGGAACCAGUGUUGCUACUGGACCUCCUCUGCCUCAGCACCUUGCUGUUCAUCCAUAUUCUCAGCCCACCCUUCCGUUGGGACCGUUUGCGAACAUGAUUGGCUACCCUUUCUUGCCUCAGAGCUAUACAUACAUGCCUUCUGCCUUUCAGCAGUCGUUCGCAGGUAGCAGCACAUACCAUCAAUCCCUGGCAGCGGUACUCCCUCAGUAUAAAAGUAGUGUUUCUGUAAGUAGUUUACCUCAGUCUGCUGCUGUUGCAUCUGGAUAUGGUGCUUUUGGUAGUACUGCCACGAUCGCUGGAAAUUACCCGAUGAAUCCCCCUGCUGCCCCUUCUGGAACAACUUUAAGCUAUGAUGAUGUUUUGAGUUCUCAGUACAAGGACAGUAGUCAGUUGCUCUCACUUCAACAGAAUGAGAACUCAGCGAUGUGGCUGCAUGGACCUAAUUCAAGAACAAUGCCAGCGGUUCCAGCCAGCACAUAUUACAAUUAUCAGGGACAAAAUCAGCAACCAGGUGGAUUUAGGCAAGGUCAGCAACAGUCACAGAGUUAUGGGUCCCCAGGAUACCCGAAUUUCUACCAUUCUCAGACUGGUAUCCUGCUCGACCAGCAGCAAAACCCAAGAGAUGGAUCGAUUGCGGGCUCACAAGGGCAGCCAAAGCAGUCCCAGAUUUGGCCUAACAGCUACUAACGACGUCCUGUUUUCUCAGGGGCCUGUAAUGAAUGCGAAAGUUUCCUUUCAAGCCAUACCAGCAGAAUUUGAUUUGAUUUUAUGAUGUUCAAAAUCGAUGACUGGGCAUGGCCGUGUACCUCAAGGUUGUAUGACGUUCUUAUCAUAAGUCGAUGUAACUUAGGAAUUUGGGUACUAAUUUGUGUUGGGGGGGGACAUAUUAUCUUUUCCACUGCACUUCUGAAUUUAGAUCUAUUCCUCUUACUUAGGGAAAGCUUGUUAUGUUAGCUUAAGUAAAAGGUUGAUUGUCUCACCCUGUUUUCACUCUUGCUCUCAACCGAGUCACUGUACCACUAUAUUGUGCAUCUAGGAACAGAUUUUGGUUUA
Messenger RNA from Sesamum indicum (sesame), 3154 nucleotides. RefSeq lists its product as uncharacterized. The record is from RefSeq and is a predicted model, not a curated record. Gene Ontology annotation, molecular function: protein binding. Lineage: Eukaryota; Viridiplantae; Streptophyta; Magnoliopsida; Lamiales; Pedaliaceae.